Xenopus laevis (African clawed frog) is the source of this 7115-nucleotide messenger RNA. It is a transcript of the gene cep170.L, whose product is annotated as centrosomal protein 170kDa L homeolog. The coding region runs from base 606 to 5183 and encodes 1525 amino acids. Lineage: Eukaryota; Metazoa; Chordata; Amphibia; Anura; Pipidae. The record is from RefSeq and is a predicted model, not a curated record. Gene Ontology annotation, cellular component: centriole. The transcript is spliced from 18 exons.
CACAUUUGGAUAACCUUUUUUCACCUACAAUUGCUAGCCCUGUUGAUCUUUUUUGGACGGCACCUUGGAUUGGAUUUUAUUUUUUUACCUUUUUCUGAUUGGGCUACACACAGGGCAAGCAAAGGGGAGGAGGUGGUAGUCAAUUAUGUAUGCUAAUAUUACAGUUGGAUACCUGUUAUAAUGUCUGCACUUCUAUUUUGUGGUAUGCUUGAUAAAUGGGAAACGUUGCACGUUUGCACGAAAUAAAUAGCAAGGGGUAACCCUGCAUUUCAAUUGCCUUGAGUGCCAGUGUAUUUCUAUACAAUUUUCCUUUGGGGGUUGCCGUUACCCUCUUACAUUGUGCACUAGGCCACCUGGAGAAAGGAGGGAGUGUGCUCAGCUUUACCUUGUUCCAGAGUCAGCAAUGUUCUCAUGCAACUACGUCUCUGUAAAAAUAAGAACAUUAACUCUUUUCGAGAGUGCAGUAAUAAUUUUAAGAUGUCUAUUUUUCCCUCUAAAGAAUGUACAUUUGAAAAAAAUACAGAGGACAUUACCAGUCGAAUUUGGUUUCUCCUCAGCCUGGAUGAUGUAAAUAUUGGAAAAAUUGUGAUAAUAAGGAGAAAAAAAUGAGCCUAAGAUCCUGGUUUUUGGUAAGCAGUGGGGGCACACGCCACAGGUUGCCCCGAGAAAUGAUUUUUGUUGGAAGAGAUGACUGUGAGCUGAUGCUACAGUCAAGGAGUGUGGACAAACAGCAUGCUGUGGUGAACUAUGAUUCCUCUAGUGAUGUGCAUAUGGUAAAAGAUUUGGGGAGCCUUAAUGGGACCUUUAUAAAUGAUGUUAGAAUUCCUGAACAGACAUACAUUACCCUGAAACUUGAUGAUAAACUAAGGUUUGGUUAUGAUACUAACCUUUUUUCUGUAGUGCGCGGGGAAAUGAGGGUCCCUGAAGAAGCACUUAAGCAUGAAAAGUUUUCAAGUCAGCUGCAUUUUUCACAAAAACCACCUGAGAUCGAAGGACCCAAACAAACUGCCUCCAGACCUCCUGAUUCAAAAGUAAAUGAUACUCCUGUCAACGUACUUCAGAAGGCUGUGGAAACUGUGAAGUUAGAAGAAAAGUUGGCUGUGGACAUGUCAGCAGUGCCUCGUGGUACACCGUUGUAUGGACAGCCCUCUUGGUGGGGAGAUGAUGACUCUAGUGAAAAUAUACAACACUGCAAGGAAAGCAGGCUACAUGAACCUGGUAUUUCAGGCCACAGCAAGGAUACUAAGGAAGAUGGAGAUGAAGGCACUGAAGGAAAAGAAGAAACAUUGUUUCUGCUUUGUAGGGAGCCAAGUUACUUUGAGAUACCUACAAAAGAAUCUCCUCAAAAAUCUGAUGUUGAAGAGAACAUUAUCCAUGAAAUCCCAACCAAAGACACACUUUGCUCUCAUGCACUAGGUGCAGGACAUGCAUCAUUUACAAUUGAGUUUGAUGAGACCUCUCCAGGUAAAGUAACCAUUAAGGAUCAUGUUACAAAAUUCACUCCAGAUUAUCGUCAAAAAUCAAAGAAAACAUCACCAUCAUGUGCCAAGGAUCUUUCUGCGUUACAAACAGAGAUGAUGGCUGCAGAAAGUAAAGUUGCAGAUUGGUUGGCACAAAACAAUCCAACGUGUCUGAGAAAAGGCGCGCCUGAGGACGAUAACAAGAGUAUCAAAAGUGAUGUUCCGGUUUACCUGAAGAGACUGAAAGGACACACACAUGAUGAUGGAACACAAAGCGAUUAUGAAAAUAGUGGGACUCAAAAGCGUUUCAGUAAGAGUUCUAAUUUUGAACAUUUAAGAUCAGGCAAUCUUGAACAGAAGAAGUUAAAAUGCCAUUCUUCAGGAAAACACCAAGAAACAAGUCAAACUGCUUUUAUGAUAGAAUUUUUUGAUGAUGACCAUCCUAGAAAGAGGCGUUCAUAUUCUUUUACACAGAAUGCAGGUGCUGCUGGUCCAGAAGCUCCUUAUCCUAUCCCACAGUCAAAAAUUGAAAAGGUAAAAGCUGCUUCUGCUGACCACAAACUAUUAGCAAUCGAUUUACAAUCUGGUACAUCAUCUCAUAGAGUGAUCCACAGCACACAGCAUGCAAAAUUGUUAUUGAAACAAAAAUCCGAAGAACCAUGUGCACCAUUAAUGCUGGCACAAAAUGUGUUAUUAAGAAGCUCUGGAAGUCUUGGACAUCGACCAAACAAAAAACGAGUCAUUGGUGAUGAAUUAGAAAUCCCCUCUGUUUCUGGUUGUGAUAAAGUACAUGUUGAUGACCAAGCGGACAAAGUGAGAUAUACUAAAGAAUGGGACUUACGAAGUCAAGAAGCAGCUGACCCUUCCAAAAUUAUUGACAAGGAAACUUCUGCUGGAAAAAAACGCUGGGUUUCACAGUGGGCAAGUCUUGCUUCAAAUCACAUAGGACAUGACCAGGAAAAUGGAAGAUUUGAUGUACCUGCUGCUAUUGAAAAUGAUGCAGACAUUAGUGAAUCAGGAAUGUCAGUUAAAAGCAACAGUUCAGCAGCAUCUUUAACUACUCAAAAUGAUCGUGUCAGGAGAACAUUACCCCAGCUCCCUAAAGAAGAAAUAAUGGAUAAGGUUUCUAAAAGUAAAGAUGCCACACACAGAUGGGAGAUUGGAGAAAAACAAGAUACAGAAUUACAGGAAAAAGAGACACCAACUCAUGUACCAAAGAAAGAUAAGUUAAACUCAUUAGAAACAAGAUGUAUUGUAAAAAUGGACCACAUGGGCAGUGGUAACACUCUGAAGUUAGAAUCCAAACCUAAACAUGACCAGGCUGACCACAAGCAAUGUACUUCCAGUAAAUCUUCCUCAAUGCAAAUAACAGUCAAGCCCAUCAAAGCAAAAGAUGAUUCAAAAUCUCAAAAAAAAGAUAUGCAAUCAAAUCAUACUGAAGAUGGAAGGAAAAUAGAGACUGCUGAAUCUGAUAGAAAAGAUACUGCAAAGUCUUUAGUAAGACAAGGUAGCUUUACAAUUGACAAGCCAAGUACAAAUGUUCCUAUUGAGUUAAUCCCCCGUAUUAAUAAACCUACUGGAUCAUCUCCUACAUUUGCCUCUGUAAAUAAUAUAACAGGGAGAAGCGAUUCUGUAGACACUGACUCUAGCAUGGAUACAACAUUUCUUUUGAAAGACACAGAAGCUGUCAUGGCUUUUCUUGAGGCAAAGUUGAAAGAUGACAGCAAAACUGAUGAUGGCCCAGAAACACCAAGCUAUAACCAAGAUAAUUCUAUUUCUCCUGAAUCAGAUGUUGAUACAGCUAGUACCAUUAGUCUUGCUGCUGGCGAUGCAGAAAAAAAAUGCCCACAAAAACAAAAGACAUUCAGCAGUCUUUACAAAGAGACAUCCUCUUUUGCUUCCAAAGACUUUUCAAAAUCUGCAUCUUUAAACCGAGAAAAAAUUGACAAAAAGAAUAAAGGGCGAGGUCAUGAAGUUUCAUCUAGAACAGAUAUCCAUAAAACACUGCAAACAAGUCAAACAAGAAAUAGGCAGCCAUCUGUAGGUGUAACUGAUGAACAAACUUCUAGACUCUCAUCAGUGUCAGAUAUUGUAUCAUCUGAUCAAGAAACAUACUCUGGAAAGUCAGUUCCAAAAUGCAAGUUUAAUGCAGCAGAUGAACUUUUGCAUUCCAAAAUGACCAAAGAUAAAGGUUCUUUAGCAAAAUCUAUUACUCCUAGUAAAUCUGUUACACUCCCAAGACCACGUCCCACUAGGACUUCACUCUUGCGUAGAUCACGCUUAGGCGAGGCUUCAGAUUCAGAAAUUGGUGAUGCUGAUAAAGCAUCUGUUGCUUCUGAAGUAUCAACUACGAGUUCAACAUCAAAACCGCCUUCUGGUAAGAAAGCUCUCUCAAGGAUUGAUUUGCUUGCUCAGCCCCGUAGAACAAGAUUGGGUUCUUUUUCAGCCCGCAGUGACUCUGAGGCAAUAAUUUCAAGAAAUCCUGGUUCUUCUCGUACUCCAGAUUUUGUAUUUAGAAGUGGUUUAAAAUCUCACCCUCCAACAGACCUUAAAGGAUCUACUCGAGCCAGAGCCAACAGCAUUUCUCGCUUAUCAGAUACAAAGACCAGAUCGACUGCACCAACUCUUAGUUCUCCUCCUUCAGUGAAUGUCCGGUGGAGACGCACUCCUCCAGACUAUGCUUCCACUUCAGAAGAUGAGUUUGGAUCUAAUCGAAACUCUCUUAAACCUACGCGGCUUCGUACUUCUCCAGCUAAAAGUCAGAGGUUGCAUUCCACUGGUAUCGGUACAGCAAUUCAACCUGCUACUUCAAAUGCCUCAACAUUUAAACAUAGGGUGAAAGAGCAAGAAGAUUAUAUUCGUGACUGGACUGCACAUCGAGAAGAAAUAGCUAGAAUAAGCCAGGAUUUGGCUCUUAUUGCUCGUGAAAUUAAUGACGUGGCAGGAGAAAUAGAUUCAGUAACAUCGUCAGGAACUGCUGCUAGUACUACAGUAAGCACUGCAGCUACAACUCCUGGCUCAGCCAUAGACACAAGAGAAGAGCUGAUCGAUCGAGUUUUUGAUGAGAGUCUGAAUUUUAGAAAGAUCCCUCCUUUAAAUCAGUCCAGAACACCAGAGGCAAACUUUCGAUCAAGUGAUUCCAAACAUCAACAGAAAGAAAUUUCUGAACCUCAAGCAAUAACUAGAAGGAAAACUUGGAGCAGAGAUGAAGCUAUGGGAGAUAGUUUAUUGCUUUCUUCAGUAUUUCAGUUUUCUCGGAAGAUAAGACAAGCCAUAGACAAAACAGCUAACAAAAUAAGGAUAUUGUUUAAAGACAAGGAACGAAACUGGGAUGAGAUUGAAAAGAAGUUACGUGCAGAAAGUGACAUUCCAAUCUUAAAAACCUCAUGUGUGGAAAUCUUAUCAAUACUUCAGGAGCUAAAGCGAGUUGAAAAACAGCUUCAAGUAAUCAACAUCAUGAUUGAUCCAGAUGGAACUUUGGAAGCACUAAACCUAUUGGGGUUCAGCAACUCAAUAUCUCCUGUUGAGACAAACCAAAAUCAAAGCCGCAUUCUUUGUCCUGCUCAUUCUUCAACACUGUUGUUUCAACCAGAAAAGAGGACCAGUCAGUCAAAAAUAACUUCUGUUUCCUCUGAAUUUAGUGCCGAGUCUGAUCCUGAUUUUGCCAUACAUUUCAAUAGGUUCAACCCAGAUGGUAAAGAAGAUACUAUGUCACAUGAAUAAAAGCCAUUACUAGUAAUUUGCAUUUGUGUAAUGGAAUACCACAGAAACCAUUUUUGUACCCAAAGUGUUAAAUGUAUUUUAACACAGCACAGUUUUAGAAUCUCUUUUCCCUCUUUUAAAACAUUAAUAUACAUAAUAUUUAAGCUUUGCAUCUAUUUAACCUUUCAAAUCUUUUCAAAUCUUCCAUUCAUAAAAUUAAGACUUUUAACCUAUUCUUUCUCCAUAUUAUUUGCAUGGCACUGAUGUAUGAGAUUCAUGUUUGUACAUGUACAUAUAUACAUAUUUGAGUGUACAUUACAUACUGUAUGUGUGUGUGUGUGUGUCUGUGUGUAAUGAUUAGUAAGGGAAUUUUUGGGCUUAACAACUGUGGGAGCAAGUACUGUGUCACAAUUCUUUCUUUAGGAACAUUUGGCCUAAAAUACACCCGGGGAAGCUACAUAGAGGAAUAAUUUGAAUAUUCACAUUUUUUCAGUAGUCAUUACUACUGCUCAGCAGAAUGUUUUUAAAAUCUUAGAAUAAGGUUUAAUUUAAGUUUAUUGUUAAACAACACUUCUGCAUUGUUCCUUAUGGUGGAAUUUUGCAACUAACUGUUUACUAGGCACUGCAAUGCUUCACUUUCCAAUGCUAAUGCAUAUAGUAAGAUUAUUAGCAAGUGAUUUAGCUAAAUACUGUAAAUGUUGCUCUCCUUAUGCAUUAUAGUUGCAACUAUGAGCUAAUUAGUUUUGUUUCCCAUUUUAACCCUUAUUAUAAACUAAAUCUAAACUGUUAUGGAUAUAUUUAUGGAUUUUAUAGUUAGCAACAUUUUAGAGUAAUUUCCUGGGACACAAUAUACUUCUUGCAAGAAUUGGCCUGAUAUGGAACAAACCUACUGCAUAUGACUUAUGUGUUGGUCAUAAUUAGAGCAAUGCUAUUGUCUUUCUUCAAUAACUUUAUCUUACACAGUAAGAGAAGACACAGCACAGAUCAUCAACUUGGCCCAUGAUAUAAAAACGGGGAUUUACACCUCUCUGAAAUACAGUGUAAAAUCCAUGAAAAAUAGGUAAUUAUGAUAUUCAGCCUUUAAAUGUAGUGUUCUAAACCUUCAACUUCUACACACAAUAUAUUAAUUUAUCCUAAAAGUAAAUAGUUUUGAUAGUUUGGGCUUACUGUGAAACAUUUUGUUUAUCUUGUGUAACUUACAAUGGUCAAAAGUCAAAGUGACUUUGAUGUAACCAAGCCAAAUUUACCUCCUAUAUUCUGUAAAAGUAAGAAAUGUUUUUUACCCUUAUAAACUAAUGUACCUUUAUUGAGAAUAUUAUUCAUGCUGCUUUACAAAGCACCUAUUUUUUCAUAUUAGCCAUCAUAGAAAACACAUACACAAACACACUUCUGUAAGAAAAACUAGACAUGAAUGCAUAGCUGGAUGCAAUUUAGUCAUGCUGAGUAUGUUUUUGUUUUUUAAGUUUUCGAUUUUAAAAAUAUGUUUGUCUACUCUAAAUUAUAUUAUUUUAAAAGGUUAUUUUUCUGGAUACUGACUAAACAUUACACCGAAAAAACUGAAUAGAUGUGAUACUGAAAAAUAGUUUACAUUAUUAAGUUUUUGAAGAAACCUAACUAUGCUGUAACAAUAUAUUUUUUAAUUAAAUGUGUAAACUUUUUUUUCCUAUGUAGGCAGAAAAAAGGUAAAUCCAACUAGAAAACCUCUUUUGUAUUUUAAUUUGUAAUGUUUGUUUUUUUCUUUUUUGCAAUAUGUGCAAUUCUCACUGUGAAACAUUUUCUAACUGGAAUACUGUUCACAGUGAACAUUAUACAAGACAAGCAAGUGUUUAAUCAUAAAACAAAACACAGAUACAGCUAGGUAGGUGGGUAUUUUGUAAGAUAAUAUUAUAGUUCCAUCAAAAAACACUGUUCCUAUUCUUGUGUUCAAUAUUAAAUAUUUACAGUAUUGCUACA